Messenger RNA from Durio zibethinus, 876 nucleotides. RefSeq lists its product as uncharacterized. NCBI's taxonomy places the organism in Eukaryota, Viridiplantae, Streptophyta, Magnoliopsida, Malvales, Malvaceae. The record is from RefSeq and is a predicted model, not a curated record.
GGAAUAUAUAUAUAUUUUUUAAGAGUAGUUGAAACAUUAAGCAAAGUGAAAGAUGUAGUUGAGAGGGUUAAUGAAUUUUAUUGGAAAUCUCGUGAUAGGAAAAUAAAGACAGACUAAUUAGAAGGAUAGUACCAUUACCAGCCCCAUCAUCUUUUCUUAUUUUAGCCAUAGCCAAUUGCAUAUCUUUAUCCAUAUCUUUUCUCUUCUUCUUCUUCAUUUCAAAGCUACUGGAGACUCUAAACAAGUGAAUCAUCUGUUCAAUUUCAGAUCGUUCAAGAUCCUUGAUAGAGGAUAAAGCGGGUUAAAAUGAACAUCCAGCAGAUGUCAAAGAAGGAUCUGAAGGUGGAGAUUCCAUCAGAGACUGAAAUUAUAUCCGGUGGUUUAGAGUCUCAUCCGGCACCAGCGUCUGGGCAAGGAGCGUCUGGACUUAGCAGACAGCCGAGUGUUACAAAGACCAGUUGCCUGUGCUCUCCAACCACGCAUGCCGGUUCAUUCCGUUGCAGGCUUCAUCGGGCCCCAAGUCUCCAGCGGAGCAAAAGUAUUGAUUCUCAAUCUGCAUCCCUUCGGCAUUCUACAUCUAAGCCAAAUUCUGCCACUACUGAAUGAUCUAGUAGUGCAGACAUAUGGGGCCUCAAUAAUUCUCAUCGUAUAUGUAUAUAUUAGUAUGUCAUGUGUGUUAUUGACUUGCUGCUAUAAAGGCUUUGCUUAAAAAAUAAUUGUUCUGCAUUAACUAUUUUCUUUGUUUUUCGCUGGAGUUUUUACUCUAUCUCCUUCUCAUGGUUAAUUCAAGCAUGCUUGUGACAUGUAUUAAACUUGAUUUUCUUGAUUAGUUUUUUCCCAAGUUUGUUUAAAGAUUUAUAUGGUAAAGUUGUUUUG